AUGGCCGAGGAAAGUUGUUCGAAGAGCCCUUCUGUUUAUGAAGCGAAUUUAUCUGACAAUGAACGCCCUGAAAAGAGAGUUUUUAAUCGAAAAUUCAGAUCGGUAAAACGGAAGAAAAGAAAAGGAUUUGCUGGGAGUAGAAAAAGACGAUGUAUUCAAAGCAAUGAGAUGGAUUUAUAUAACUUAGGCCAAGGCCAAGUUGAUGAAGAUGAACUGCCUGCCUCGUCUUCACAAGCAACAAUGGAUAAAAGCAAAGAAUCAGAGGAACACAGUGCUUCAUUUCGUAAACUUCUGAACUCUUCCUUUGAUUCAGACAAUCUUGGUCCUAUAACGAGAUCUAUUUCCGGAUCAAAAGAAACGAAGGGUGCUGGCAGUAGCAAUAUUGGCAGUGCUGACGAUGGCUACAGCCUUAUGGAUAAGAAACUUUUGGUGAAUGCAAUCAACAAAAGUGCUAUUUGUCGUGCAUGCAGAAAUCCAAAGGCACAGUUAAGCCUGCUGCUUAGCAAUAAAUUUGGCCUUGCAGAGAAAUAUUUUCUUAAAUGUAGCCAUUGUCAUACAAGUACACCACUUGAGACCAGUGAAAAGCUCAGUGGAUCUAAGAGGGCAGACAAGAAAGGGGGACAGACCACAUACGAAGUAAACUGUAGAUCAGUUGUUGCUUCACUGGAAACUGGACGUGCUGGGCUAGAGAGAUUUUGUGGCAUUUUGAAUCUUCCAAACCCUGUAUCAAAGUCUGCUUACAACAAACAGUUGAAGAAUCUUGAGGAAGUGGCAGUACAAGUUUGUGAAAAAAUUAUGAAUGAAGCAGCUGCUAGGCUUAUAGAGAUCAUUGGAAAAGAAGAGCCGACAAUGAUUGAUUUUGAUAAUGAUGGUCAAAAACUUGCCAAAGUUGCUGUUACCAUUGAUGGAACAUGGCAGAAGAGAGGAUACAGUUCAAAAAAUGGCAUAGUGUUUGCUAUAUCAGUGCGCACAGGAGAGGUGCUAGACUUUGAGGUACUUUCGUUAGUUUGCCAUCAGUGUCAAGCUAGUAAAAAGCUAGAUCACAACAGUGAUCAGUACAUACACUGGAGAGAGAAUCACCAGCCUGUUUGCCCCAUAAACCACAGUGGAUCUAGUGGUGAGAUGGAAACAAAGGGGGCAAUAAGGAUUUUUUUGCGGUCCGUCAAUAAGAGGAAUUUGAAGUAUACAACCAUGGUAGGGGAUGGAGACACAGGGUGUUUUGGAUCGGUUCGCGAGGCUCUAAGAAAAGAGUAUGGUGACACUUAUGAAUUAGAAAAAGAGGAAUGUGUGGGGCACAUCCAAAAGAGAUUGGGAACAAACCUAAGGGAUCUUAAGACAAAGUAUAGAGGAAAAAAACUGGUCGAUGGAAAAGGUAUUGGUGGAGCUGGGAGGCUAACAGACAAAAUUAUGGAUAAAAUGCAAAAUCAUUAUGGCUCUGCAAUUCGAAAUAAUAAAGGAAAAUUGGAAUCAAUGCAUGACUCUAUACAAGCUAUUCUGAAGCAUAUGGUAGAAGAAGAGGGAAAAUCUUUGGAAGAACAGCAUGCCUUAUGUCCAAAGCAUGGUCAUACCUGGUGCAAGUUUUGGAAGGACAAACAAGCAGGGACAGAAACAUAUUCUCAAAGAAAUAGGCUUCCACCUGUUUUCUUUCCUUUGUUAAAACCAGUGUAUGACCGGCUUUCUGAUGAUGUGCUACUUAGAAGAUGUUUGAAAGGCAUAACUCAAAAUCAGAAUGAGUCCUUGCACGGAGUGGUCUGGACAAGAUGUCCAAAAACCCGUUUUAGUGGAAAACGGAAAGUUACAAUUGCUGCUUGCCUUUCUGUUGGAAACUUUAAUAUCGGGUCAUCAUCAGUUGCAGAUGUCUUAAAGGCAUUACAAAUCAAAUGUGGUCAAAAAACCUUGACUUAUUUAAAAACUGUUGACAGGAGAAGGCUGAAGGAUGCUGCAAGAAAGAUUUCACACAAAUACAAAGAUCAGAGGCGGAAAUUAAGAGCAAUAAAGAAGGGAAGGCUUGAUGUAGCAAGGAAAGGCUAUUUGUCUGGGGCUUUUGGUCUUUCUGCAGAGCCUGAAAACAUUUGUAAGGUGGUUGAUGCAAGUCUGAAAAAGAAAAGAAGAAAUAGAGAAGGAAAGAAAAAGUGCCCUGGAAAGUCGCCAGAUCUGUCAAGGAAUGAACAUGAAUAUGUCAACCAGUUUGAACCUCCAAUUACUUUUAUGAUGCCUCUAGAGACUAUUCAUGACUUUUUUUAA
Rhopilema esculentum is the source of this 2244-nucleotide messenger RNA. Lineage: Eukaryota; Metazoa; Cnidaria; Scyphozoa; Rhizostomeae; Rhizostomatidae. The record is from RefSeq and is a predicted model, not a curated record.